Molecule: messenger RNA, 1815 nt
Organism: Frieseomelitta varia
Lineage: Eukaryota; Metazoa; Arthropoda; Insecta; Hymenoptera; Apidae
Gene: Dronc
Product: caspase Dronc
Exons: 7
Coding region: 275-1645 (456 amino acids)
Biological process (GO): proteolysis; regulation of apoptotic process
Molecular function (GO): cysteine-type endopeptidase activity
Source: RefSeq, a predicted model, not a curated record
UUUUCCGUUGAUCACGACUCUCUUUUCUAAAUUCUUUAAAAGGAGAGGAUAUUUAUAACAGAUAAUAGUUAAAAGAAAUUAAUUUAACGUUAAUUUAUUUAGUUAGUAAUAGCAAUUGUGAUAAGAUGCUACUUAUGCAAAACGAUUGAUAUCAAAAUUUUUUACUUAGGCUAUGAGUCAUUUUCAUCAGGAUACUGGUUCAUGUUGUUGAAAUGUCAUCUGAGUUGCGGACAAAGUUGUAGUAAUUAACGAAUUUCGUAAAUUUAUUAUUAACAUGGAUCAGAAGCAUCGGGAAACACUAAACUCAUGUUGCGAGGAAAUUAUACCUAAAAUAAACAUAAUUAAAUUGUGGCCAAAGCUUCUUCAAAAUAAAAUUUUUAAUAGAGAUGACGUGAAUAUUUCGCGUUGGGAGAAAAAUCUGACAGAGGAGGCAACUAUCCGUGAUAUAUAUUUGACCAUAAAAACACGUGGACCAUACGCUUUUAAUCGGUUUCUUGUAAGUUUAAGCCAAAGUAGUCAUGAAGAUUUGGCAGAUAUUUUAGAAGAAAGAAGAACUACACUUUUUAAUAAUGACGAUGAACAAAGAGAUAUUAAUCAUGAAAUUACAAAGGAUAAUAAUAUAAAAACUGAAAUUACAAAGGAUAAUAAUAUAAAAACUGAAAUUACAAAGGAUAAUAAUAUAAAAGAACCUAUUUAUGUUGAAACUGAAGAAGGACCACAGGGUGACUUUUUCCGCAAUAUACAAGUAUUAGAAAAACCAUUGCAAAUUUCUGUACGAAAAGCCACAUCAUUUUUAGAUGAUGCCGCAUAUGAAAAUGUUCAGACAUAUCCAAUGCGUAGCAAACCACAUGGACUAGUCUUAAUAAUAACAAAUAUUGAUUACGCGCAUCCAGAUAAAGAACCUAGAACUUCGGCAAUAUAUGACGAGUUAAAUCUGAAGCAGCUUUUUGAGCAAAUGGGUUUUCAUGUUUUCUCCUUCUGCAAUCUAACAGCACAGGAAAUGCUAAACGAAAUUAAAGAAUUUUCUAAACAUAAAGAUCUACGUAAGGUGGAUUCAUGUUUUGUUAUAAUUAGUAGUCACGGUAAUAUUAGUACUCAAUACGAAAUUACAGAAAUAGAGGGUGUGGAAAAACACAAUUUGGACACAAUACAAAGUCGUAAAACAAUUUUAUGUGUUGACAUUUUAAGUUAUUUUACUGCAGAAAAUUGUCCUCAUCUUGCAGGAAAACCAAAAGUUUUCAUUUUUCAAUUAUGUAGGGGUGCAAAGAAGCAAAAGUCAGUGAAGGAACCUAGAUACACAACAGAUAUAUCCAAUUUUCAACAACCUCUUGAUGAAAUGAUUCAUUUUAGGAGGAAUAAUAGGGAAAUGUUAAGAAGUUAUGAAGAUAUGCUACUUGUAUAUGCUACUCUUCCAGGAUAUGUUGCUUUCCGAGAUACAAUAACUGGUAGUUGGUUCAUACAGAUUUUAUGUGAAGUAUUUAUGAAAUAUGCUCACAAAGCUCAUCUUCAGGAUUUACUAAACAUGGUUGAUGAAAGAUUAAAAAUUCAAAGAACGAAUGGAGGAGAAUGUCAAACAUUAACGGUAACAUCGAUCGGAUUCAAUAAACAUUGUUAUCUCAAUCCUGGUCUUUUUCAACAAACAUGAUUAUAGAAACUUGCCAUUGAACAAAACGCGUAAUUUAUAUAUGUAGAUUAAUACUUUUUAUACAAAUAUUAUCUGUUUUUAACAAUUGAUUUAAAUUGGACAAAUUUUAUACAUCGAACUGCGUUGCAUUGUAUUUUUAUUAUAAUUUUAUAAAAUAUAGUAAGAAAUGU